Messenger RNA from Rotaria sp. Silwood1, 1593 nucleotides. The record is from the annotation of a GenBank genome assembly. Lineage: Eukaryota; Metazoa; Rotifera; Eurotatoria; Philodinida; Philodinidae.
AAUUCAUAAUGGAUCAAUUGAACUCAACAGUGUCUUCAUUGUUGGAUGCAAAUUUGAUUGCAACAAUAGAUUAUAUCACACUUCAACUCGUUCGCUACUUUUCUAUUUUUAUUUUUCUUUUUGGUUCGAUUGGAAAUAUUCUUAAUGUUUUGGUUUUAUCUCAACGAGCAUUUCGUUCUAAUCCAUGUGCUGUACUUUUUUUAUUCUCAUCAGUGGUGAAUUUUAUUGCUAUUCUUUCUGGUCUUCUUUCUCGAAUAUUGUCUGGUUGGGGAGCUGAUCUAACAGCAACAAAUCGUUUUUUUUGUAAACUUCGUGGCUUUGUUGUCAAUAUUACAAGAUCAGUAGCAAUUUGGUAUAUACUUUUUGCUAUAAUUGAUCGAUGGCUUUUGUCAAGUCCUAGUUUACAGCAUCGACAAAUGAGCUCAUUGAAAAAUGCUAAGCGUGCUAUGAUUAUAAGUUUUAUUGUAGCUAUCUUGAUUUUUUCACAUGUUAUCUAUUGUCAUGAGCCAAAUCUUAUUAAUGCUCCACAAAAAUGUUAUGGUAUAACAAUAGCAUGUCAAUUCGUGACGGAUAUAUCAUUUAUGCUUCUUACUAUUGUGCCUUUACCUCUCAUGUUAAUGUUUGGUUUGAUGACUGUUUGCAAUAUUCGUCAGUCAAGACGUCAAGUGGCUAAUAGAGGUACAUUGAUGGUAAGAAACACAAUGAGAGUUAAUAUGAAUCAACAACGUCAAUUAAGCAAGCAAGAUCAUAAUUUAAUAAUAAUGCUUCUCGUACAAAUUAUUAUUCUUUUCAUAUUAUCUAUCCCAUUGUGUUCUCAGAAGUUAUACUCAGCAAUAGUGGCUGAUAGAACAUCAUCUGCAUUACAGGAUGGUAUUGACGAUUUGACUUAUAAUCUUGCUCAAUUACUUCAUUUCUUAGCAAAUGGAAUGCCAUUCUACAUUUACACCUUGGCUGGUGGAAAAGUCUUUCGUAAAGCUUUAUUCAAAUUCUUCGUCAAUAUCAGCCACCAUGUAUUUCAUAGAUGGCGAUGACUUUUUUUAUUCGACAUAGCAUCUGAAAAUGUAGUGUUCAUAUCAAGGGGGAACAAACUGAUUUCGUCAUUUCGUAAUUUCAAGUGACUUCAGUGAUUUCAAAUGAUUUUGUGUCACGGGAAACAAGCAGACUUCCAGAUUGUCAGAGUGCAGAAGAUUUCGGAAGAUUCCGAAAGUUUUUGAAAAAAUUUCAAAGAUUAUAGAUACCAAUAUCUCUUUUUCCCAUUUAUCAGAGAUAAUCAGUUUUUGCUUGUCUUUAUCAUAAUGCUCCGAUUAUGCCUGGAAAAUCCUCAUAAGCGAGACCUUAGCUUUCAAAUUAUUUCUUAGCUAUAGUAAGAACAAAACAUAUGAUUGUUCGGGCCAUAUGAAAGACGACCCCCGAAUAACCUUAAGGUUGGCGCGAACAACCCUAUAUUUCUCCUUACAAUAACCAAGAAAUAGCUUCCUUGAAUGUAAUUGCUCGAUGCUGGAGAUGUGCAGUUCAGAUCGAUGAGCUCUUACGUGAUUGACUUGUACGGCUCUAGUUGUAAGGCGCCUUGUUUUAAGAUUUCACAAGAUUGCA